Molecule: messenger RNA, 446 nt
Organism: Tinamus guttatus (white-throated tinamou)
Lineage: Eukaryota; Metazoa; Chordata; Aves; Tinamiformes; Tinamidae
Source: RefSeq, a predicted model, not a curated record
AGCGGGCGCCGCCGGGGCGGGUGCUCAACACGCGCGCCAUGAAGGAGAUGUACCGCAGCUACGUGGAGAUGCUGGUGAGCACCGCGCUCGACCCGGACAUGAUCCAGGCGCUGGAGGACACCAACGAUGAGCUCUACCUGCCGCCCAUGCGCAAGAUCGACGGGAUCCUCAACGACCACAAGAAGAAGGUCCUCAAGCGGGUGACGCUCAACCCGUCCCUGCAGGAGGCCCUGCACACCUUCCCCCAGCUGCACGCCGAGCCCGGCGAGUCGCUGGUCAAGCUGCGCCCGGCCGGGGAGCCCUACAACCGCAAGACCCUCAGCAAGGUCAAGAGGAGCGUGGGCAAGCCCCAGGCCAAGGUGGAGGUGGAGAAGUCCUUCUUCUACACGCUCUACCACUCGCUGCACCACUACAAGUACCACACGUUCCUGCGCUGCAAGGACGAG